Trichoderma atroviride IMI 206040 is the source of this 487-nucleotide messenger RNA. The record is from RefSeq and is a predicted model, not a curated record. Lineage: Eukaryota; Fungi; Ascomycota; Sordariomycetes; Hypocreales; Hypocreaceae.
AUGUUAUCUCAAGUACUGCGCUUCACAUUUCCGCCUGGAUCUACCAUAUCCUCAGCAGCGUUCUUGAAGCUGCGCCAAAGCAUUGCCGCAGCAGGUGCGACAACUCAAUACUAUGGCUAUACCGCACCUACAAGAGUCUUGAGUCUGCCUAGAAAGCGUCACGAGGUGUGCUGGGUGAUUCAUACGACAUCCUUGGAAUUCGAAUUCGACGAUGCUCAGUUGGAGAAUCUCGUCAAGGCUCUUGAAGCUCCCGUUUGCGAAUUUGGAUUUACAGGCGGCUAUUGGGCAUAUGCGAUUAAUACAAAUGAGACUACAGGAGUAUCUUGCUUGGCCCCAAGUGAAGACACUGUCCCUAAAGCACACCGAAGGCUCGGGGUUUACUACCUCGGGUGGGAGAGUAUUGAGCUCCACGAGGACGGAACCCAAACUGAAGCAUUUUCAGAGGAAAUAAACAACUUGCAGCCAUACUUUGGCCCGGGAUCGGGAG